CUUUCUUUUUAGUCUUUGCAUGCACAGCUAAUCUGUCUGUGUAUCUGUGUUUCCAGGUGUGAAGUUCAGGAGCACCACUCAGUCCAGACAGGAGCAGUGUGGUCAGUUCAGUGAGAUCGUGCGACUCCACCAGCGUUCAGAAGAGGGCGACGUCGACCCCAUCUCACCCAUGCAGCUCCCAGACUCCCAGUGGAAACGCCAAGCCCCCACACCGGGGUCCCGGGAACACGACCCGGGCUCCCAACAGGUCACCAAACGCCACCGGAAACUGCUAAAGACCAGUCCAGUGCACACAAACUCCUCGUCAUCGACGUCUUCGUCAUCGUCGUCUUCGUCAUCGCACUCGGAGAUCUCGCGGCGUCUCUCUGACGUCCAGGAGUCCCGUCGCCGGAUCGUACGCGAGGUCUGCGGGAAAUACCGGAGUAAUAUCUCCCGGACGAUUACGCCGCAUCACGUGUCACGCAUUUACGUGGAGGACAGGCAUAAACUCCUGUAUUGCGAGGUCCCGAAAGCCGGAUGCUCCAACUGGAAAAGGCUCCUGAUGGUGCUAGCCGGAGUCGCAAACUCCACGCGCGAAAUAAAUCACGUGUCCGUUCACUACGACAAUCACCUGAAACGCCUGGACAGCUUCGACCGGCAAGGAAUCAGCAAGCGUUUAGAAACGUACACUAAAGUUCUGUUCGUACGCGAGCCCAUGGAGCGCCUGGUGUCCGCGUUCAGGGACAAAUUCGAGAGCCCAAAUUCCUACUACCAUCCCGUAUUCGGGAAGCCCAUCAUCUCCAAAUACAGAGUGAAUGCAUCGCAAUCGGCUUUGAAGACGGGAAGCGGAGUGACCUUUCGGGAGUUCAUCCACUACUUGCUGGACGUGCACCGUCCCGUGGGAAUGGACAUCCAUUGGGAAGCAACCAACCAGCUUUGCAGCCCCUGCCACCUGCACUACGACUUCAUCGGGAAAGUCGAGACCUUGGAAGAAGACGCCAACUUCGUUUUACGGAAGAUCGGGGCCCCGGAGAACCUGACGUACCCCUCGUUUAAAGACGGGAACCCCAAAGCGGCCAGAACUUCCACUCAGAUCACGCAGCUUUACUUUUCCCAGCUGAACGCUUCGGAGCGCCAGCGAGCGUACGACUUCUACUACAUGGACUACUUGAUGUUUAACUACUCUAAACCCUACAAAGAUCUCUACUGAAGCUUGGUCACGCGUGUCCGUCGCUAAGAUC
Molecule: messenger RNA, 1220 nt
Organism: Rhinichthys klamathensis goyatoka
Lineage: Eukaryota; Metazoa; Chordata; Actinopteri; Cypriniformes; Leuciscidae
Gene: chst8
Product: carbohydrate (N-acetylgalactosamine 4-0) sulfotransferase 8
Exons: 2
Coding region: 170-1189 (339 amino acids)
Biological process (GO): carbohydrate biosynthetic process; proteoglycan biosynthetic process
Cellular component (GO): membrane
Molecular function (GO): sulfotransferase activity
Source: RefSeq, a predicted model, not a curated record